AUGGCUAUCAUUGGAUCUUGUGUUCUACCAAACAAAAGGAAUGAUCAAAAUGCAGAAAUAUGGUUUGAUGCUGUGGAGGAGAUGGUCUUCGAUGAAGAGUCUCUCCAAGAAGAAUAUCUCGAGGCCCGUGUGAAUGAAAAUGCAAACAGCAAGUCCCAAAGGCUGGAGGCUCUACAGGCGGCGUAUCUUGUUUGCCUUUUUCAGAACUGGGAGGGAUCGGAGAUAGCGCAGCGAAGGAUUCGACGUCGACGAUAUAGUACACUUGUGGCUGUUGCAAGAGAUCUGGUCCUUAGGUCCGCCAUCCACCAAACCUUUUGGCUCAUAAACGAUGCGUCGAACUUUGACUGGCAAGCCUACAUCCAGAAGGAGGAAACAAUUCGUACACUGAGUUAUGUCUUUUUUUUGUUUGACUCAGCCUUCGUAAUAUUCCAUAACACACCGGCGCAGAUCUUCGGACAUGAAUUGGAGAUGCAUAUCAAUUGCCCUGAGGCAGCAUUUCAAGCUGGAUCGGCCAACCAGUGCUUUCAGCAUUUGAAGAAAUGGGCGGAUGAAGUGCUUGAUCAUCCCUCUGUAUCCACUGCUAUCGAAACGAUCUGCCAAGGUGACACUGAGGUUUGCCUUGAGACAUACUCUCGUUUUGGAAUACUGAACAUGUUUGUGAUAAUUUCUGCUUUAUGUGUGUCUAUAUAUCAGCUCCAAAAUGCCCUUGCACCUCCCACAGCCUUUGAGAACAUCGAGCGCGGGAUGAAGAACUGGAAAAAUGCAUGGGAUCAAAUGCAUCUUCUAUCUAACCUAGACGAUGACAAUAUCGUCAAUUUUUCGGAUGAACCGUGGAGGCGCGAUGGAUUUAUGAGAAGUGCUUCAGAGUAUUGGCUGCUAUGUAAUGUGUUAUUGGAGAGCAUACGGUCGAAUACCGGCGAACAUAACGUCUCUAAACGCAUGCUUGGUAAAUAUGACCAAACGGAUAUGGAGCAAGUGAGGCAACUGAUCACUCAAUUUAAUGCCAUGAAAAUGGGAUGA
This is a messenger RNA of Penicillium vulpinum, 1020 nucleotides long. RefSeq lists its product as uncharacterized. Gene Ontology annotation, molecular function: DNA-binding transcription factor activity, RNA polymerase II-specific; RNA polymerase II cis-regulatory region sequence-specific DNA binding. The coding region runs from base 1 to 1020 and encodes 339 amino acids. The record is from RefSeq and is a predicted model, not a curated record. Gene Ontology annotation, biological process: regulation of transcription by RNA polymerase II. The transcript is spliced from 4 exons. NCBI's taxonomy places the organism in Eukaryota, Fungi, Ascomycota, Eurotiomycetes, Eurotiales, Aspergillaceae. Gene Ontology annotation, cellular component: chromatin.